Microbotryum saponariae is the source of this 410-nucleotide messenger RNA. NCBI's taxonomy places the organism in Eukaryota, Fungi, Basidiomycota, Microbotryomycetes, Microbotryales, Microbotryaceae. The record is from the annotation of a GenBank genome assembly.
AUGAAAAGGGACACUGACAGGUGUCGGGACUGCAAUGCUCAUCAUGACAGGGGUCACCGACCUACGAAGCCGCGCAUAAGAUCGCCUCGACGAUUUCUACAUCCGCCCUCGUCAAAUGCGCAUUGCACGGCGAGGAUGCCAACUGAGGCCGCAUCCUCUGCGCGGUCGGGUACUCGAACCCCGGUUUCGACAUCGACCCAACGAAAGUGACCGUCUCGUUCGUCCCCGUCGACGGUUCGGCCGAACUCGUCAACGGGGAACCCGAACACGUCGACGAGGCGCGAGCGAGCGAGAUCCUCAAGAGCGAGGAUCUGGCGAUCCAUGUCGAUCUUGGGCUCGGGGAUGAAAGCGCAACGUACUGGACGUGCGACUUUUCGCAUGAGUAUAUCUCAAUCAAUGCUGGUGAGUGA